ACACAAGGAAGGAAGCAACAUGCGCGGAGGGGCACCCAGUCCGCGAUAAGCAGACAGCCUCCCCACCUGCCCACACACACGCACACAAAAAAACAUCAAGUAAAAGAGCCGAAUUUGAGUAAAUCAUUACUGUCGCUUUUACUAGGCUUUGAAGACCGAAAAUGCCUCCGCGCUGGGGAGAAAUGGGCUAGUAGGAGGACACCUCACACCUGCUCUGAGAAAAAUUUUUACCCAGAGAGUCUUAUUAUUAUGUUGACCGCAGUCAGCACAAUGACUGAUGGGGACUAUGAUUAUCUUAUUAAGCUCCUAGCUCUGGGAGACUCUGGAGUAGGGAAGACAACCUUUCUGUACAGAUACACUGACAACAAGUUCAACCCCAAGUUCAUCACAACAGUUGGAAUAGACUUCAGGGAAAAGAGAGUGGUAUACACAGCAACAAGCCCCAAUGGAACCACAGGGAAAACCUUUAAAGUACAUUUGCAGCUCUGGGACACAGCAGGACAGGAACGAUUCAGGAGUCUCACAACAGCUUUCUUCAGAGAUGCCAUGGGGUUCCUGCUCAUGUUUGACCUUACAAGCCAACAGAGCUUUCUAAAUGUCAGGAAUUGGAUGAGCCAGCUUCAAGCCAAUGCAUACUGUGAAAAUCCAGACAUAGUAUUAGUGGGGAAUAAAGCAGACCUAGCAGACCAGAGAGAAGUACAGGAGAAGCAGGCAAAAGAACUAGCAGAUAAGUAUGGGAUUCCUUAUUUUGAGACGAGUGCGGCCACAGGUUCAGAGGUAGACAAGGCAGUGAUCACACUGCUAGACCUGGUGAUGAAGCGCAUGGAGCAGUGUGUGGACAAGCCCCCCCAGGAGCCUCCCAAUGGGGAUGGAUCCAGCAAGUUGGAGGCCAUUCCACCCAACGAGAAGAAGUGUGCAUGUUAGUCUGAUAUCAACGCGCUGGACAGAUGAAAGUAUAACUACAGUUACGUUGCACCACCUGCAGACACCACACUACAAUGGCACAGUCAGCCUUGAGCAGGCAGACUGUGUCCUACCAGUUUGCCUGAGUAAUGCACUAGGGCCUUUUACCACUACUGUUUAUGAAGUCCAUUGUACUGCCUUCGAUGCCAUGCUUCAGUCUCACAUUAUGACCACUGAAAUGAUCAGGUUUAAUUCUGCUUAAACUAUAGCUGAAUUACAACAAAGUUCAUUAUAGUCAAUCAUUGGUAUCUACUGACUCUCUCCUGUUUGGAAGUAUGGCUGUUACUGUCCUUCAAAAUAUUCUGCUGCUCACCCAAUUUAAUUUUUCCCAGCCAGACAAAAGCCAAAUGAUAAGUGGCUGUAAAAAUAGCAUAUCAGCAUUAGAAAUAGCAUGCAGACCUAUUUAAAAAAAUGUCUUCAGCAUUCCUGAAUCAACUCUUAGAGUUAGCCUGUGUUUGUUUACAAUUACUCAAAGGGGCUAUAUGGAAUCAACAUAACUCCUCUUGAAGCAUAACUAAUAGCUGCUCAUUGUGUGCCAAAAAUCAUCUUUAUGUAGUUCAGCAAUUUAAUUUUUUCUAUCAUGGGAUAUUUUUCAGUUUCUGCCAUACACAGCACACAGUAGUAGUGACAUUGCUGCAGUCCUACAAAGUAUUACAAUCUCACACACUUUUAAAUAAGCCUACAUACAAUAUAAAUGUUACUGUUGGUAAAAUGUCAUUUAUUUAAUUUUUUGACAGCAUUUUCAACAGUGAAAAAUACUGUUGUGGAAAGGAAGAGCAUAUAAUAUUUGUACUGUAAAUUCAUAAUUGGGUAAAGCGGAAAUUGUGUAAAGAAUCAAUAGCUUGGCAUGAAAGGUUUUUAAAGGUCAAAUUCUGUGAUGUGCCAUCAGUUCCCAGAAGAUUUUUUUCAUAAGGCAGUGGAUUUCGAACUGCACAAUAGUGGAUGUGUAUCAAACUUCCUACUUGAACUUUUUUACUUUCAAAAUGU
Scleropages formosus (Asian bonytongue) is the source of this 1950-nucleotide messenger RNA. RefSeq names its product RAB27B, member RAS oncogene family (gene rab27b). The transcript is spliced from 6 exons. NCBI's taxonomy places the organism in Eukaryota, Metazoa, Chordata, Actinopteri, Osteoglossiformes, Osteoglossidae. Gene Ontology annotation, molecular function: GTPase activity; GTP binding. Bases 250 to 924 code for a protein of 224 amino acids. The record is from RefSeq and is a predicted model, not a curated record.